AUGGCUCCCAAACAUGCGCUCCUCUCCAGCAGCGGCAGCAGUGGCCCCGGGGUCGGAGGGAUAAAUGAUAAAGAAGACCCCUGCUCUUCCUCCCCGACAUCAUGGAUCCUGGAUGCGGGGAUGGUGGCCGUGUGCGCGCCGAGAAACGGGAAGAGGACACGGGCGCUGAAUGAGAUGAUGGCCCGGUGGUUUGUGACCAUCGGCGCGGUACUGAUGCUGAUGAUGCAGAGCUCCUUGGCCGCUGACGCUGAGGGAGGUCAUCAUGAGUCAGUGAGGCGGGCAGUAUUGCCUCUGGCCUCUGGGGCGCCCUCCAACCUCUCAGCCACCCCCGUGAUUGGAGACAGGGCCGGGGCUAAAGACGGCGAUGCGACGGAUGGGACUGGCGUCAGUCCUGGAGCUUGGUCGGAGGGCAAAGUGUUUGCUGAGGCCAGAACGGCGGUUUGGACUGAAACAGAAACAGGAGUGCGCGCUGGAGCAGGUGGCAAAGUCUUUGCAGAGACUGGGAUUAUGACGGGAACCGGUGCAUGGGCUGAAGUUGGGGCUGAAUGGAGGCCAGCAAAUAGGGAGGGGGGCGACCUGCCAAACCUGCCCAGGGACCCGGCUGCCUGGCUGGGGCAGCAGAGGCUGCAUGGAGAGGGCCAAAGAGAGCAAGCAGCUUUUUCAUCAGUCCUCACCAUGCUGGCAGAGACAGCAGAGCUGCAGGCACCAGCGGUGGGAAAACCUUUAGGACUGCUGUCUAAAGCUGCUUGGACCAAAAGCUCCUCUUCAUCGUCAUCCAAGGCGUCAUCCUCUUCCUCCUCCACCACCUCUACGACAAAAGCAUCCCCUUUGCCUUCCUCUUCCUCCACCCCACCCAGUAACAGAGACAGUCAGCCAGCAGGAUCAGACAGCGUCUCUCAGGUUGCUGUCAACAGCAACUCCUCCGUCAGCAACAGCAGCAUCAGUUUAGAGGACUCAGUGAGCAGCCUGCCAGCCUGGGACCUCCCCACUGUCCCUGAGUCACUCCUGUCCACAGUGGGAGACCAUGACAUUACACUUCCUGCCAAUGUCACCAGCCCUUUCUCCACCCACCAAUGGAACACCACCGUGCCCGUGCGCACCAGAAACACCUCACGGCAGACAACCACAUCAAGUACCACCAUAAAGACCCCUCUGUCCCCCACCACCACGUCAACUGUACCAUUAACUAGCACAGCAAGAGCACAAACACCACCAGAGUCCACCACGGCUUCAAAAACCAUAAGCCAGGCCACUGUGACCAGCGACAGCCUUCAGCUGACAACAGUAACCACGACAACGCCCUCAACGACCACUCUUACUGUGACUGCCAAUGAGGUGACGACGCGGGCAGCGACCACUGUGAGUGCUGCAACGUCACCACCAAACAUCACUGCAGCAACAACCACGCAGCAAACGACGAGCCUCAGACCGACCACAGAAGCUACAACUCAGCCUACAACAACCACAACAACCACACCCGCCCCUACCACCACCACCACUGAACCCCCAACCACCACCACCACUACACCUUCUCCCACUACCACUACUACGACACCUGCCACUACUACUACUGCUGCCACCACCACCUCCACCACUACUACUACUACUACAACAAGUACAACCACAACAACAAAGGUACCUGCCACCACUGUGUUCAUCCCAGGCCGCACUACACCACCUCCUACCACGACCACAGAGCCUCCAUCCAGUACCACUGCAGAGGAAGGUCCUCUACCAUGCAACGUGACUGAGAAGUAUUGGGUCAGAACAGUUUUGUCCAUUGAGCUGCGCAGGAACCGUCUGGACCUGAUCCUUAAGCAGAAUCUCUCCAAAGGACUGAGCCAUGCCCUGCAGAGAGCCUUGAACGACUCCACUGCCUACGCACAGGUGGAACGUGACGACUGCAGCCCCCACAACGUGACGCUGGGUUACUAUGUGACCAGUGGCAAAACUGUCUACAUUUCCUCCUUGGUGGUUGAGGCGCUGAACGUUUACGGUUUUGACAAGCUGCUGUCGGACAUCAGGCAGCACAUCCCAUUGGUUAAGGCGGUCCUGGUUCCCGUGGCAACCUGGGUGCCCACUCCGAACAUUCACCUGCAGCUGAAAACAGUGCUGAGGUUCGUCGGCCCGACAGACAACAUCUACUCCUGCAGUUUUGUCCAGAUGUUGGAGCAGAGGCUUGAGAACGCCUUCGAUGAAGCUCAGGACAAAGUGCUGGAGACCUACAACAGGCUCACUGUGGAGAUCCAGAGUGUGUCCCAGGAGCCGGGCUCUCCGUCAGUGGCUCUGGUGUACGUAGUGAAGAAUCAGGAUGCAGUUCUUAACGGGACGGUCUCCAGCGGUCUCCUUAACCAGCUGACUGCUGAGCUGGUGGGCUACUUCCUGUUCUAUCCACCCCUCGUCAUCGCUGAGCCCCUUGAAUACCAUAAUCUCAACACGUCUACGGCAACCAGGAACUAUUGGGUGAUAACAGUGAUCCAGGAUGUGGACAGCUCCUCCCUUGAGGCCAACUACCAGAGCUUCGCCAGUUUGAUGGAGCAGCGACUGGCUGAGCUCUUCCUGGUGGCUGGCAGGCAGGGCUCUCGGGCUGCACGAUCCCGGCGGGCCACCACUGUAGGCAGCUACACCGUGCAGAUGGUGAGCAUGCGUCGACUUCCUGGUCCCAAGAACCCAGCAGAGAUGACUUACUACGCCCAGCUGAAUGGAGAACCCAUCACUGGAACCACUGCUGCCAAGACCCUCAGCAGUCUGGACUCCCAGACCAUGGCUCUGACUCUGGGAUACUUCGUACAAGUGCAGGCUGAACCUGUGGUAAAGACGCCGCCCAGCAACUUGUGGAUCAUGGCCGUUCUGACGCCUCUCUUCCUGUUGAUGGUGGUGAUCGGCAUGGUGGCCUUCAUUCUGUGUAAGAGAAACAGGGUCAUCUUCAAAACUGGCGCCUUCAGGACCUUCAAAACUCGCUCCAAGACCUCAUACCGAAGGGAGGGCAGUUACCACCACCAGCCUGUCCAGGGCUUCGACUACGCCAAGAAGCACAUGGGUCGAACGGGUGACGAGGCCAUCUCCGUUACUAAGGAAACUCUGGUGUUGGGGCUGCCCGUGCGAGAUGCUCCACUGUCAAUGUCAUUGGAUAAGAAGGUCCACCAGGAUGGCACUGCCAAUAAGAGGCCUCCAUCUGCUGACAUACACAAAGGAGGACGGUUGCCAAGCGAGGAGGACGGCUCGGUGUCGAGUAACGGCUCAGGGAAGCUGAAUGCCAGCAAGAGCUCGUCAGCCCGUAGGACGGCGACCGGCAGCAGUAGCAAGAAUGGCAAGGAGGAGCUGCACAAGAGGAGCACCAAUGACCCGUAUGAGGACCAUUCAGGUUCUUUGCGCCUCAUCACCAUUAAACCCAUGACGGCCCAGCCGACCUACUCCUAUCCCUCCUCCUCCUCCCACAGCCAAGACUCUGUGGUCGUCAACGGGGAUGCAAACCAUGGUGGGUUGAAGCAGAAGUCGGACAUCGAGCACUACAGGAACAAACUGCGUCAGAAGGCCAGGAGGAAGGGCUAUGGAGAGUUCUCGCUGUCUGAGAGCGGCAGCCACGGUUAUAGUCACCGUGACACCAGGCAUAGUCGGCACGACAACGGGGUCAAGGAGCCAAUGACUGCAGAGGAGAAGAGGGCCUCCUUCGCAGGGUGUCAUAAGAGGUACUCCCACCCACGGGAGCCCACCUAUUGGAGCAGACAGUCUCUGAGCAGCCCGAGCCCAGUGGAGACAGAGAUGGACCUGCUGGUGCUGAGAGAAAGAUCCAGAAGGGGCAUCCGUAACAACGGCUACGAUGGCGAACCAGAACCGUUUGAGGAGACCAACGUGGACCGUCUGAUGACCUCUCUGGGUUACGGUGGUGGAUCUACUGGCACCGGGAACGGUAGCUUGGGGGUGAAAGCUCACCGUGGCUCCGACUCCUCCACACUCAGCUCUCAGCCAUCCAUUGACGAGGUCCGCACGCAGAUGCAUAUGUUGCUAGGCAACGCCUUCAGCCUGGCACCUCCGGACCACGACCCACCUUCCCCUCCAACCAACAGCCACCACCAUCACCACCACCAUGCCCACAGCGCUUACAACCCCUCCCACACCAGCCACUACAGCGACGGGGUGACCAGUGCCCCAGGGACCAUGAACCAUCCCUGUGGAGGCAGGCAGAGGAGCACGGGCUAUGAGGACAUGCACCAGUGCAGCCUGCCUAAGCCGGGUUUCCGGUUCACUCAGCUUCCUGAUAUGGGCAUUGGUUCUCCCCCGCCACUGAUCCCCUCUAGACCAGGACCACCACCUGGGACCUCGCUACGACGUUCCACCCCUGAUGUUAGUCUGAAGCCUCGCGUGUCAGAGGCCUCAGACCUCCAGGCCCAGCAGCACAACGGUGCCCCCUACCUGCCGCUGUCCAGGACCCCCUUCCCUGCUGUUACUGUCGACCAGUCCAUCACUACCUACUCAGGAAACCCAAUAACAGCAGUCUACGCUAUAUCAGCCAACCGCCCGGGUUACUCAGACUACUUUGUCAUGUCGCCGCCGUCCUCAUACCGUAGCCCAUCCUGGAUGUCCUACCCACCUGAGCCAGAAGACCUGCCGAGGCAGUGGAACGACACACCAAAUUCACGUCACCUUGAAACCAUCUGCUGA
Toxotes jaculatrix (banded archerfish) is the source of this 4662-nucleotide messenger RNA. Its product is annotated as KIAA1549-like a. Lineage: Eukaryota; Metazoa; Chordata; Actinopteri; Toxotidae. The record is from RefSeq and is a predicted model, not a curated record. The transcript is spliced from 23 exons. The coding region runs from base 1 to 4662 and encodes 1553 amino acids.